Molecule: messenger RNA, 828 nt
Organism: Microsporum canis CBS 113480
Lineage: Eukaryota; Fungi; Ascomycota; Eurotiomycetes; Onygenales; Arthrodermataceae
Exons: 2
Coding region: 1-828 (275 amino acids)
Molecular function (GO): protein binding
Source: RefSeq, a predicted model, not a curated record
AUGACGUCACCGUCAGCUUUUGGGCAGACGAUGAGAGACUUGCUUCUGCAGGGCAGCUAUUCGGAUAUGGAGAUAACCUGUGAAGACUUCACUUUCAAAGUCCACCGGGCGAUAGUAUGCACCCAAUCGCAUUUCUUUAAGGGUGCUCUCAGCGGUGACUUCAAGGAAGCCACUGCGAGGACCAUCGAUCUGCCUGACGAUGAUCUUGAGACCAUCGAACGAGUCCUGUCUUUCAUAUACCUGCAAGACUACGAAGAGACAGGCCAUAUAGUGCAGUUGGAGAGCACAGACACAAAGGCAAAUACCCGAACCGCAACCAACAGCUCAUAUUCGAAGGUCGAAGGCACGACAGCAAAUGCUGCUGCCUCAAAUAACGUCCAAGUUUAUAUAGCUGCCGAUAAAUUCGGAAUCACGCCCUUGAAAUCCCUUGCUGCAGAGAAAUUCACCCGUUGGGUAAAUGCCAACUGGGACUCGCCGGCUUUUCUACAUAUAGUCGAGGAAGUGAUGACCUCAGUGCCAUCGCAUGACCAGGUUCUCCGAAAUAUCCUUGCUGAUGCCAUAUCGAAGAACCUCACGCUGUUUGUGAACCAAAAGGCCAUACUCCCUCUAAUAGAGUCCUUUGGUAGUCUUGGAUCGGCAAUCAUUUCAAAACUAGUGGAAACCGGAAGGGUUGGAGGCAGAGAACAGGAGAAGCCUCGCGAUUUACCACGUUUUGGACAGGUUUUGAGACCGAGGACGUGUAGAAACUGUACUGCAGUGCUCAGUGGUGGAAAUAUAGAGUAUGAUAACGGCGCCAUUCGUUGUGCCUUCUGUCUUGUGCGGAAUUGA